Tarenaya hassleriana is the source of this 2129-nucleotide messenger RNA. RefSeq names its product digalactosyldiacylglycerol synthase 2, chloroplastic. Lineage: Eukaryota; Viridiplantae; Streptophyta; Magnoliopsida; Brassicales; Cleomaceae. Gene Ontology annotation, biological process: galactolipid biosynthetic process. The transcript has 6 exons. The record is from RefSeq and is a predicted model, not a curated record. Bases 456 to 1928 code for a protein of 490 amino acids. Gene Ontology annotation, molecular function: digalactosyldiacylglycerol synthase activity. Gene Ontology annotation, cellular component: chloroplast outer membrane.
UUUGGAAAAGAAUGUAAGGUUGGAGGACCCUUGUUCCCAUGUUCAACACAGCCUGUAACUUCGUAUAAAGAAAGAACUCAAACAAACGAGAAGCCAGGAUACAUCUGAGAAUAUUCUCUUCCUUACGCUAAACCCUAAAUUCAUUUCUUUUUCCUUUGCUUUUGCCCCAAUUUGACGUCAAUCAGCAUCUUUCUGCUUCUGUGAGUUUCAUCAUUCCAUUUCCAGGGGAAGAUUGUUUUGUCGUGUCGAAAAUCCUCCAGGGUCUUCUCUUAUGGCGUCCGUGAAUACUAUCGGCUUCAAUGGCUUUUUUACACCAGCAUGCUAUCAUCGGUUCUAUUAGAUGCUGAAUUUAUGAAGGAUCAAUUACGGGUUAGGUUUUUUGUCUUUUGGAAUCUGGAGACCUCAGUUCCUUGAAAUAUCUCUGGGAUUGUUGAACUUGCUUCAAAUCAAAUCAUAUGGAGACAGAGUGGAGGCGGCAGCAUAUUGCAAUAUUUACCACAGCUAGUCUUCCAUGGCUGACGGGAACUGCUGUUAAUCCUCUGUUCCGUGCGGCCUACCUCGCAAAAGAUGGAAAAAGACAUGUCACUUUGGUGAUUCCAUGGCUGACAUUGCAGCACCAAGUUCUUGUUUACCCGAACAACAUCACCUUCAAUUCACCAUCUGAGCACGAAGCUUACCUCCGCCAAUGGCUUGAGGAAAGAAUUUCAUUUCCUGUUGGAUUUGAGAUUCGUUUUUAUCCUGGGAAGUUUGCUACAGACAAGAGAAGUAUUCUUCCGGUUGGGGAUAUCUCAGAUGUCAUAGCGGAUGAAGAUGUGGACAUUGCUGUCCUGGAAGAGCCUGAGCAUCUCACGUGGUUUCAUCACGGGAAAAGUUGGAAAGCUAGGUUCAACUAUGUCAUAGGGAUCAUACACACAAACUACUUGGAGUAUGUAAGAAGAGAGAAAAAUGGCCGUUUAAAAGCGUUUCUCCUCAAGUACAUGAACAGUUGGGUUGUUGGAAUUUACUGUCACAAGGUGAUCAGAUUAUCUGCAGCCACGCAAGAAUACCCGAGAUCUAUGGUUUGCAAUGUUCAUGGUGUAAACCCCAAAUUCCUAGAGAUUGGGUUGAGAAAACUAGAACGGCAGAAGCUGCAGGAGCAGCCUUUCACGAAAGGAGCAUACUACAUAGGUAAGAUGGUGUGGAGCAAAGGCUACAAGGAUCUUCUUAAACUGCUGCGGAAUCACCAGAAGGAACUUGCUGGUUUAGAGGUUGAUUUGUAUGGUCAUGGAGAAGACUCUGAUCAGAUUACAGAGGCUGCUCGUAAGCUGGACCUUACGAUUAGAGUUCACCCUGGACGGGAUCAUGCUGACCCAAUAUUCCACGAUUAUAAAGUGUUUCUGAACCCGAGCACGACAGAUGUGGUCUGCACGACAACAGCUGAGGCCUUGGCGAUGGGCAAAAUCGUGGUAUGUGCGGAUCAUCCGUCAAACGAGUUCUUCAAACAGUUUCCAAACUGCAGAGUCUAUGUGGACGGCAAAGGAUUUGUGAGAGAGACGCUCAAGGCGCUCGGGGAACAGCCAAGUCAGCUGACCGACCAGCAAAGGCACCAACUGUCGUGGGAAGCGGCCACAGAAAGGUUUGUGAAGGCAGCCGAGUUAGAAGAAGCGGGGCCGGGAAUGGACAUGGGUUCGUCAAAGGGAUCUUCAGAGUCGUGGGCAUUGUCAAAGAAGAUGGAGUUUGCGUCGACUUCCAUGAAUAAUGUGGGGAGAAGGUUGGAGGAGAUGUCGGCCUAUCUGCAUAAGUUGGCGUCAGGGAAUGAAGCGUCAAGAAGAGCGUUUGGAGCUAUCCCUGGGAGUCUGGAACCUGACGAGGAGCUUUGCAGAGAUCUGGGCUUGACCCUUAAGCCUAAGCCUAAGCCUCCCUCCCGUAAACGAUCCAAAUUAGACUAACCUUUUUUUUAGGGCUCUCGGUCGAAAACUCAUGUUUGGGUUUCUUAAUCAUUUUGAUUUGUGAAUGUGUGUUACACCCAUAUGGUAUAUGGGAAAACGUCGUGGCCGUAAGAUUUCAAAGACUAUGCAGUUAUGCACGGCUGCUUCACGGAGGAUGUCCCAAGUGUAACCUCUCUCUAAGCGCCUUUUCCCCCUUGCAAA